Molecule: messenger RNA, 1050 nt
Organism: Erigeron canadensis
Lineage: Eukaryota; Viridiplantae; Streptophyta; Magnoliopsida; Asterales; Asteraceae
Exons: 4
Coding region: 1-1050 (349 amino acids)
Source: RefSeq, a predicted model, not a curated record
AUGGCGCAUUAUGCGAUUCAACAAGAUGUUUGCUAUACUGCCUUCUCUUCAAGAACGUAUACAAGACGGGACGAUCGUGGUGAGUCUCACAACCGUCUUUUUCGAGAUUACUUUGCCGAGGAACCGAAAUUUAAUGAGACUUUUUUUAGAAAACGGUUUCGUAUGAGUAGACGGUUGUUUGUGAAGAUAGUUUCAGAUUUGGAAAACAAUUUUAGUUUUUUUAAGAGGAAGAUCGACGCGCGUGGUAGAUGGGGGUUUUUGGCUUUACAGAGAUGCACAUCUGCAGUUCGCCAGUUAGGCUAUGAUAGUAAUCCCGAUAGUUUAGAUGAUUACCUAAAUAUGUCAGAAAGAUCGUCACGUGAAACCCUUAAUGCUUUUUGUGAUGGAGUCAUUAAGUUAUAUCGGCAUGAAUACUUGCGUAGGCCAACGCGUACUGAUACGCAACGCAUUCUUGAUCAUCAUGCGUCUUACCAUGGUUUCCCCGGCAUGUUAGGGAGUCUUGAUUGUAUAAACUGGGCUUGGGAUAAUUGUCUAGUAGCUUGGCGUGGUCAGUACACGCGAGGUGACCAUCACGGGCCGACGAUAUCGCUUGAAGCAGUUGCUUCACAGGAUUGUUGGAUUUGGCACACAUACUUUGGUGUUGCCGGUUCAAACAACGACAUUAAUGUGUUGAACCAAUCUCCUUUGUUCAACCCUUUUGAAGACGGCACAACACCGUUGGUUCCUUUCACUGUAAAUGGAACCGAAUAUCGGUACCCGUAUUAUCUAGUGAAUGGGAUCUACCCAUUAUAUGCGAUGUUUGUGAAAACGAUACAGCAUCCAACCGGUGAGAAAAGGAUUCGGUAUGCUAAGGCACAGGAGGCUGCAAGGAAGGACGUGGAGCGAGCUUUUGAUGAGGAUCACGCUAUAAGUCCUGAUUACAUUCCAGAUCCCCCUGUUGCGCCACAGCCAUCGGAUGAACGACUGUUUGAGAUACAGAACCCAAACGUGUAUGAUGAGAGUAGAAGUCAAAAGUUUGUACUCCAACUUUUGACAGUAGUAAUUUUUUGA